Stegodyphus dumicola is the source of this 672-nucleotide messenger RNA. RefSeq lists its product as uncharacterized. The record is from RefSeq and is a predicted model, not a curated record. Lineage: Eukaryota; Metazoa; Arthropoda; Arachnida; Araneae; Eresidae.
AUGUUCGAUAUUUAUACCGAUGGCUCAGGCAUUGAUGGAAAGAUUGGCGCAGCCUUUGUCGUGUUUUACUAUGGCACUGAGAUUCAUCACGAGCACUAUAGGAUGAAUUCUUAUAACUCGGUGUUUCAGGCCGAAUGCUGUGCACUAGAAAAAGCUUUGUUGUAUGUUCAAUCUAAUACCCCACGUUUUUCUAUAGUUAACAUUUACAGUGACUGUCUUUCUUUAUUACAGGUUUUAUGUCGUCCCAUAUCAACCAAUUAUACUGUUUUUAAUAUCAAGAAAUUGUUUGGUGAUGUCUUUGGCCAUACUAUGAUUAAAUUGCAUUGGUUUAAGGCUCAUGCUGGGUAUGUGGCCAAUGAGAAAGCUGAUGUGUUGGCGAAGGAACCUGCUUUGUCCGACCAUGCUAAAUAUAUAGAAAUUCCCGGUUCAAGGAGGAUUGCAAAUAGAAUAAUACUGGAAAACUGUCUGAAUGAGUGGAAACUUAAUUGGUCCGGAUCUGAGAGAAAUAAAGAUCACCUACGGUUUUUUCAGAUCAGGAGACGUAUGACACUUUACAGUAAUAUCGAUGUUAACCAAUUUUUUACUGGGCAUGGCAGAUUUCCUAGCUACUUGAAAAAAUUUUGUAUACAAGAGACUGAUCUAUGUGCAAGGUGUGGGGUCUGCAGACUCUAA